GCUUCUAUUGCGCUCACGUGACACCCGUACUAGUCUUUCAUUGGUUGUCAUUAGGCGGCGAUUUAGGUUUGAAUCUGUACUGUGGCCGGUGAGGCGCUUCCUUGGAAAGCGAAGGUUUCCUUCUGCUCUCCAGAAACAUACUGGCAGAGUCAUUUCUUCCUAAUCCAAUUGACCAUAGUGAAUGUGAUAGUGACUUCGACAAUGUGCCCCUGGAGCUAGGACUGAUCUGAAUGAUGUAUAAAUAAAAUAUAGGAUUUCACCUUUUCAUCAUGGCACCCACGAAAAAGAAAACCAGUCGCAAACCAAAAAAUCGUUGUGUGAAAAAUGAGAAAUUGGCUUCAUUCAUCAAGGAUUUUGACAGCCAAGUAAAGAUUAUCACAGAAGAAUUGAAGGCAAGUGUUGUGAAUAUCCUCAAAGAAGUGGACAGCCAGUACAAUAUUGAAAUAAUCAAACUACCUAUGGCUAUAAGAGAAAUGUGCUGGCUCGAUUACAUUGCAAAAGGUGGAAGUCAAAAGGCAUUGGAAGCCGCUGCUACGGUGAAAGUAGACAUGGAAGAAAUUACAUCUACUGUUACCAAAACACCAUUCAAGCUGGACAAAAAAGUGAAAAAGGGAAAGUGUAAGUCUGAUGAGACAUUGGAACCAAAUCCUCUGCAAAGUGUAAUAAGAACUAAAACAAAGGCCAAAGUUGCUGCAAAGAAACCAUCUACUGCAAGAAAAACUCGAGCUUCCACUGCAAACUUGACUAACACCAGCAAAAGGACAAGUAAGAGAGGCCGUGCAACACCCUCUGCAAGCAAACAAAUUGAGACCUCUUUACUGGGAUACACACCUGCUGCUACCCCUAGAAUUGAUACCAGCAUAUUUAAAACCCCAGCACUGCGUACGCCAUGCUUGCAGGAACCAGUCUACACAUUUUCUGCUAACGGCAGCCCUUUGGCUGGUAUGGAUGAGCUGUUUAUCAAUGUGCCUGCAGGAGAUGGAAAGAAUAUUCGUCUUCUGGCCAGUGAGGUGGACAGUUUGGAUAUUAAUCGCUUAGACAAUCAAGCGUUUGAAAACAUUAAACUCCUCUCGAGUCAACUCCAAAGGUUCUGCAAGAAACUAAAGUGAAUUCUUCAUUCGUCCAUCUUGUAAUUUUGUUUUUUAUCUUGGAUACAUUUCUGUGUAUUAUUGUAAAUAACUGUAAAAGCUGUGUAUUUUAUUUCUUUGUAGAGAGUUGUUAAAUACAAAACCUUUCUGUUGUGGGCUGCAGCUCCUCUGAAAAGUUGCUGUUCACAACAGCUUUUGUGUAGCACAUUUGACACUCUUGGUGUAUAGAAUGCGAAGUGGCAGGGAAAACAUUUAAACCCAUUACUCUGAUGUUACUGCUUUAUCUUGAUAUUCUAACAGUGUUUUUUUAUUAAUAAAACACACACACAUGAUUUAAGAGUUUAAA
Xenopus tropicalis (tropical clawed frog) is the source of this 1434-nucleotide messenger RNA. RefSeq names its product cell division cycle associated 8 (gene cdca8). The transcript is spliced from 12 exons. Gene Ontology annotation, cellular component: spindle; nucleus; chromosome, centromeric region. The record is from RefSeq and is a predicted model, not a curated record. Lineage: Eukaryota; Metazoa; Chordata; Amphibia; Anura; Pipidae. The coding region runs from base 270 to 1109 and encodes 279 amino acids.